Messenger RNA from Phaeodactylum tricornutum CCAP 1055/1, 2328 nucleotides. RefSeq lists its product with no specific name. Lineage: Eukaryota; Bacillariophyta; Bacillariophyceae; Surirellales; Neidiaceae. Gene Ontology annotation, biological process: long-chain fatty acid biosynthetic process; ceramide catabolic process; sphingosine biosynthetic process. The coding region runs from base 70 to 2220 and encodes 716 amino acids. Gene Ontology annotation, molecular function: N-acylsphingosine amidohydrolase activity. The transcript is spliced from 2 exons. Gene Ontology annotation, cellular component: extracellular region. The record is from RefSeq and is a predicted model, not a curated record.
ACGAACGCGUCCUACCUAAUCGGAACCGGUAUUUACGAUGUGACUGCGGCGUGUGCCGAAAUUAAUUUCAUGGGCUACGCUCGUGCAAAUCAGAACGGCCACGGUAUUCAUCAAAGGCUGCGUGCACGGGCCUUUGUGAUGUCCGAACCGUACGCCAGAACAGUAUGCUUUGUGAGCGUAGAUAUUGGCAUGGGCUCGGAUUUGCUCACACAGCGAGUUAUAGCACGGCUCGAAGAGCUAUUGCCAAUACAGGAUGGCUUUGACAAGCGUCUUUGUCAUCUCGACAAUCUGAGUAUAAGUGGUACGCAUACCCACUCGGCACCAGGGGGUUUCCUUCAGUAUGCACUGUAUCAGAUAACUAGUCUAGGAUUUUUCGAAGAGGUAUUGGAAGUUUAUGUUGAAGGCGUUGCGCAGGCCAUUCGACGUGCCUACGACAACUUGCAAGUGGGCUCAAUAGCGGUUGCUCAGGAGCGUCUACAAGGAGCCAGUAUCAACCGGUCGCCAUCCAGCUAUCUCCUGAAUCCGGUUGAGGAGCGCGAUCUGUACGUCGAGGAUGGAGACACCGACAAACGUAUGCUGCAACUCAACUUUCUCAACGCAAAUGAAAAACCUAUCGGGGCACUUAACUGGUUUGCGGUACAUGGAACUAGUAUGAAUUCAAGCAACCGACUAAUUACUGGGGAUAAUAAAGGCUAUGCUUCGUACUUGAUGGAGAAGCACUUCAACGAAAACGGAACGUUACCGGGAAAGGGACAAUUUGUUGCCGCGUUUGCUUCGACAAACCUUGGCGAUGUCUCUCCGAACACGGCUGGCCCGAGAUGCAUUGACACUGGCCUUCCAUGUGACUAUUAUACUUCUACGUGUAACGGCAGAACCGAGCUUUGUAUUGCUUUUGGCCCUGGCAAGAACAUGAUUGAAUCGAUGGAAAUAAUCGGACGCAAGCAAUACGUUCUUGCUUCUGCGUUACUUGGUACCUCGAACGUUAAAAAGCUGAAGGGACGUGUUGCCUCUCGGCAUUCGUUUAUCAACAUGGCCAAUCUGACCGUCAGAAUGAACAACACAACCUUUGCUCGGACGUGCCCCGCUGCCUUGGGCUAUUCCUUCGCCGCGGGGACGACUGACGGCCCGGGCGAUUUCGACUUUACCCAAGGAACCAACACGUCGAACUGCAUAUGGGACAUCAUCGGCGGGUUCCUAUCCACGCCAUCCACCGAGCAAAUACAAUGUCACGCUCCAAAGCCAAUCUUGUUGAACACUGGGGAGGCGUCGCUUCCUUACGCCUGGGACCCCAAUAUUGUACCGAUUUCUGUCUUUCGGAUAGGAAGCCUUUUCAUUCUCAAUGUUCCAGGUGAACUUACUACCAUGGCUGGUCGCCGGCUGCGUAAAGCCGUUUACGAAGUAGUCAGGUCAAAUGGCGUUGCGGAUCCGAUAAUCGCCAUUGCGGGGCUGGCCAAUUCGUAUACACAUUAUGUAACGACCUUCGAAGAAUACAGUGGCCAGAGAUACGAAGCAGCGAGUACUCUAUACGGACCGCAUACUUUAAAUGGCUACAUACAAGAAUUUCGACGCAUAACAUUGGAUCUGCUAAUAAAUAGAGCGUCUGCUUCAACCAAGGCCCCAACCGAUCUCACUCGAAAGCAAAUUACCGUCAUACCUCCAGUUGAACUGGAUACAAUCGGUCUGGGUCGGAAGUUUGGCUCAGUAGCUGUGGACAGCAAAGAUCAGUACAUUCGUGGAAAUGACACCGUGGUUGUGUCUUUUCGAUCUGCCAAUCCUCGAAAUAACCCACGGAUCGAAGGUACUUUUCUUUCCAUCGAUUACUUGGACAAUGAUGGGAACUGGCAAAUGCAAUAUAAUGACGGAGACUGGUGCACAAGGUUUAUCUGGAAAGGCGGUAUAGUGCGACUUGGAUCAUCGUUUGCAGAAAUACAUUGGAAAAUACCAAGCGAUACAAUGCGAGGCAUUUAUCGCGUUUGCCACUAUGGCACGCGGAAAAGCUUGCUAGGCUCUGCUGAGAGCGCUAUAUACUAUGCACCUGAAUGGAUCAUUUCAAAUCUCCUUGGCUCUAUCACUGCCAACAUGAUUUUGCAGAGCGUGAAGCUAGCAAUUGCAGUGUCCGACCAAAUUCAGCGAUUCACUGCAGGUAGUUUGGGCCAUUCACGGUACAAGGAGUUCUAUGGUUGUACCAGAGCUUUUCUUGUGCACGAUCACGCAAACUAAUAAUGAACAUAAUUAGUGAGGUAUUCCACUGAUCCUGUGAAGCCAUCUUCUCUCUAGCUACAAAAAUAGUAGAGAAUACCAGAAAUAAUUGAGAAUAUAUGUUAACAU